Molecule: messenger RNA, 554 nt
Organism: Fopius arisanus
Lineage: Eukaryota; Metazoa; Arthropoda; Insecta; Hymenoptera; Braconidae
Product: probable salivary secreted peptide
Exons: 2
Coding region: 59-463 (134 amino acids)
Source: RefSeq, a predicted model, not a curated record
UGGCAUCAGUAAAGCAGUUUCUUCAGGGGAUAGUGAAAGAACUUGACGAGCAAUCACCAUGAAAUUCGCUGCCCUAAUUCUGUUAUCACUCGGUGUUCUUGCGACAGCUGACUUGCACGCUGGAGAACGUGAAGCAGGGGAUGUCCUGGUGGCGUCUAAACCCAUUGUUCGGAAAGCAGCUCCUGGACGUCCUGGAGUUGCCAUCCAGGGGCUCGGAUCACCCGGCAGAAUCACAGCCGUUAAUGCAGUCAACAAUGCUGGAUCAAACGCUACGGUGAGAAUUGUCGGAGGCGGACCAGGCCAGAGGAAAGUUAUCCUGCUAGCUGUUAGUCCAUUUGGCCAGGGUAUCAAUGUGACAGUUGACGUUUACGCUGUAGUUCCCAACUCCAACGGCACAACUCCACGACCACCACCACCUCCACCACCACCUUCCAACAGUACGCCAGUUUUCCUGGACAUCUAAUAAUCAAUAUAUAGUUCGAAUACAUUAUAAUUACUGCACUCACUAGAGAUGCCUUCUAUCUAAUUCUUCAAUAAACAUUACUGCAAAUUUA